This is a messenger RNA of Pocillopora meandrina, 3714 nucleotides long. Lineage: Eukaryota; Metazoa; Cnidaria; Anthozoa; Scleractinia; Pocilloporidae. The record is from the annotation of a GenBank genome assembly.
GGUAUAUUCUCAGCGGCGUUAUAGAUAGUAUGUAAAUGUAACGAAUCAUGCAGAUAUCGUGACCUACAGCAGUGAAUAUCAGCCAAUGUUGUUAUCAAGUCACACCUCGCAGCAGGAAUACGAUAUUAAAUUACGAAGCACAAACAUUUUGACGUGAAGAAAGAACUGUAGCAUCACGUAUUAUGCCUGUUCAUUCGCCAGCAUUGCCAGGCUGCUUUCUUAUCAAGAUCAUAGUGCUGUUAAUAUGCAGCUUGAGUAUUCUAACCGUCGUCUGUGAUGAAUCGAUCGAAGGCAAAUGUGUUAGCCUUGCGAAUGGACAUUUUGACUUCUGCACAAAAGGUGGAUACAACAGCACGCUAUCAUUUCCCAAGGUAUUCACAGCGAAGCGUCAAGCCGAAGUCGCUGGUUUUUUGACGUUCAUGAUAGAGGAGUGGAGAAAUUGCUCAACUCUUAGUCUGGUCACAGCGAUGGAAUGUUCGUUCUUCGUGCCCAAGUGUAGCUCGAAGGGAACGCGCGUCUAUCCUUGCAGGCGAGUAUGCGGAGAGCUUUUGAAGCAGUGUCAGAAUGACACAAGUGACUACCGUGAACUCUACAUGGACUUGCUUCUAGCUUCGUGUUUGAUUCUACCAAAUGAAACAGCGAGUAGUGAGAAAUGUUUCGAGCCGCCUGGCUUCACUCCAAAUAACAACAUAUCGAGUAAGUUUGUAGAGUCUGUUUGUUUAUUUUAUCCACCAAAAUAAACCCAGUUCCAGGCGUUGAAAGCAACGGUGCAUUAAUGCCGGCGCAAAGCAACAGAAUGGGUAAAUAGUCCUCCUUCUUUUUUCCUCGCUUUACUACGCGUUCUCGUAUUUCAUUUUAACCCCGAGAACAAGCUGUUUUGUUUUUUUUAACUUCCUCUCCGACGUAAAAUAUGCAGGAGGUGGAUUGGUUCUGCUGAUAAUCUGACUGAGAGAGGGAGGAAAAGAUAUUGUCACGGAAAAAGCCUUGCAAAUGUUGGCAAGUUCAAGGCGAUGAAUCCCGAUGAAGACUGCUGUUAUAAAACUCGAAGUACAAUUUUAAACAAUUGUGUUUGCUUUACUUCACUUAAAGUUUCAAAGCUGACGUUUCGAGCGUUACCUCUCCGCUUAUUCGCUCUGACAAAAUGCUAACGCUCGAAACGUUAGCUUUAUGACUUUUCACGGUGGCCAAUUUACGUUAUCAACUCAGUUAAUAUAAAACCAAAUUAUCUUAGUUCUGAUGGAUCGCUGAUCGUCCUUUGUCAUUGUUUCGUUUUUGGCCUAACGAAAGUCAGUCGGUAUGCACUCUAAAAGCUGUUUGUUUAACUUUUUCGUUUUUCUUUGCUUUGACUGUAGGUCCUCUUGAUCGCGGCUGUCAAAACUUGAUCUUUCCCGCCUGCAAAAACCUGGGUUUUUACAAUCAUACCAUAUUUGCGGAGUCAGUUCAGAAGAAGUUUUACAAGAUCUUCCACAACAAGACAUAUGGCGACGGGCAAGAUUUAGAUCAAGAUUUUCCCUUUUUUGUGAGAAUGCAGGCGGCAAAGUUUCCGGAUUGCUCAACAGACAUCAAAAAGUUAUUCUGUGGAGACCUGUUCCCUCCAUGUUUUCCAGAGGAAGGGAGUCCCAAAUUAAAAACCUUGUGCAGAUCGGUUUGUGAUGAUAUUCAAAGGAAAUGUCCAGAUUUUUUCAGGUAAGCGUAUAUCUUAUAAGUGUUGUAGAAGUACAGGAGAGGCGUUCCCCUAAAGUUUGGAGCGCUGAGCUUUUUAUGGGGAGAUCCGAGUUAAGGCAACGGCAUGCUAAAAGGGGUGUGUUCCUGGAUGACACAGUUGGAUGACAUUGUGUCACAUCAGCCAAGAAUAUAAAUGAUAACUGGCGAACUGUUUGAAACAUCCCCAAACAAAACCCCCCUUUCCCCCCCCCCCCACACACCACACACACACACACACACACACACACACACACACACACACACACACACACACACACACACACACACACACACACACACACACACACACACACACACACACACACACACACACACACACACACACACCGGCGUUAAAUCAUGUCUAGUCCCGUAGGGUUUUUUUUUUCCAAGGUAAUGCUUAAUCGCAAUUGCGUCCGUGCUAUUGUUUCAGUGACAAUUUCAUGGGUGCAGAAAUAUGUGCCUUCCUAGCACCGGGUAACACGAGUCAUGGAUUUUGUGAUCACACAGACUGGCCUGAACCAUUUUCGUGGCUGAGGUAUUAUAAAGAAGGUGAGCCUUUAUUUAACAUUUACACCCUAACAUCAGUAUGCAUUUUCUACAUACUGUUCUCUACGUAUAUCCCGUUUAAUUAAUAAUCAAGACCUUCUUAAGUUAGUGAUCUUUUCCUUCAUCCCGGUGUGUUAUUCAGGGGUGAUAGUGUAGAGGACAAAUUAGAUGCUAAACACUCUUAGGGGUUCAAGGGUUUUCCUGAGUUUUGCUCUUUUGGCUUCUCAAAUAUUGUGCUAAUCAAAUUUAAUCAAACCCUUUGUUGUGGUAAGGUUUAUAUCAAGAGGAACCUGGAUAUUAGUUAUCUAACACAGUAAACAAUACUUUCUUUGUUGAAGAAUGUACCUUCAGUAUCAAGCUUGCGUGAUUUGUGGUUUUGUAUCCGCUUUGAGAAAUCAAGCGACAAGAGGCUUGAUUCGAAAUUUCGCCUUUUCUUUGGUCGAGCACACGAAAGACUAAAUACUGGAACAAAAAAGCCAAUGCUUUGUAAGCUUCUCGGGACAUAAAAUCAUAUUUUCAUUUUUCAUGGUUUAAUUACUACUCCCUGAACAAAUAAAAACUCGUCAAAAUUGCGACGAUUUCUGUGAAAUUCUAUGUCGCAUAGCAUAUUGGCAAUAAUUUAUUAUUAUUAAACUCUUUCACUCUUAGGAGUGACCAAGAGGUCAUUUUCCUAACAACAUGGAACGCAGGUGCACCAGCUUUUCGACUUGUUUUAGGAUCUGGAAGCGUACUAACCAAGUGCUUUAACGUUCACGUUAUGAUAUUUAUACAUGCUGUUUCUUUGUUGUUUAAGAACUCGACAGUAUGUCGUAAAGAAAGCUCAAUUUUUUUUUCAACAUUUUCAAGAGUCAUAUCGCUUAGGUGAAAAAAUAAACAAUGAUUCAACGCCAAAUUCUCAGAUCUGAUAUGCUAAGGAAUGAAUAACAGACAGUGGGGAGAGUUACUAUUUAGAUUUUGGGAGCAAAGGGCUAAUCAAAGAAUAGAUCGUUUUACAGAACCCAGCACAGAACCACCAUCAGUGGAACAUAUAGAUGAAGGACCCAAAGGGUGGGUCGUUGCCGUGGCUGUCCUGACAACCCUCAUUAUUGUUGCACUCGGACUGGCGGCGCUCAUCUGGUGGAAGUGGCGCGGAGUUACUCCUGCUAGCUGGCUAGGUUACAAAAGACAACAAGAUUUCACAACCGAAGAGUAGGAAUAAAUUGUUUAAGGAUUUCAUUUUCUUUUUUUUGCAACAUCAAAGUCUAUUAAAAUUACUUGCUGGAAAAAUAUAGACUCCUGGAAUAGUUUCGUGUGUCAGGGGCGGAUUCAGAGAGUUCCCCGGUCUCAUUUUCAGACUAACUUUUGCUUUGUGAUGUUAGUUCUUUUUAUUUAUGUUUUAUAUCUGUUAUAAGUUUUUAAUGAGGUUUGAAUCAAAAUGUUCCAGUUUAUUCUUUCUAAAACGGCCUCGAUCUUAUCUAACCC